ACAAGCAGUUGUGGUAGAUCAAGCAGGCUGAUGUGCUGGUAUCGAAUCUACCCGUUCUUCUGUCAUUGCACUUGAACAUCUUCAAACCGACGCCUGCUGAACGACAAUGGACAAGCAUAUCGUCAACGAUCCCCGUCUCCUCGCGCUUGAAGCCGCCCAGGGUCUUGCGCGGACUCGGCCUGGCCUCCUGGUCGACCCCAAGAACAGGAUCAUCACCAGAGAACACGAUCACGUCGGUAUCGUAUCUGGAGGAGGAUCUGGACAUGAGCCCUCUUUCGGAGGCAUGGUGGGUCGAGGGCUGCUCAGCACCGCCGUCGCUGGAAACAUCUUUGCCAGUCCCAAUGUUGGGCAGAUCAGGCGCGGGAUUCAGCUCGCCAACAAGGGAAAGGGCGUCUUGAUCAUCAUCAUGAGAUACACUGGUGAUGUUCUUCACUUUGGUCUCGCCAAGGAACAAAGCUCGGUCUCCCACCCCGAUGUUCCCACACAUUUGCUCAUCGUCGGCGACGAUGUCGCGGUACCCCGUUCGCAGGGAUCGAUCACCGGUAGACGAGGACUCGCUGGUACUGUCCUCGUUCACAAAGUCGCGGGAUCCGCUGCAGCUCAGGGUAAAGACUUCGACAGCGUCAAGCGAAUUGCGUCCCUAGUCUCAGAGCGGAUCGGCACCAUUGGAAGUGGCCUAGGACAUUGCAGUCUUCCCGGAUCGACUGGGUCUGGGGACGAUCAUCAUCUCAAGUCGGAUGAGAUCGAGAUCGGUAUGGGUAUUCACAAUGAACCCGGCGUCAAGACUAUGAAGCUGCCCAAAACGCCCGAACUUAUUCGCCUGAUGCUGGAUUACAUCACUGUGACCACCGACCCGGAGCGAUCUUUCUUGCCGUUCGAGAACGACGGGACCGAUGAGGUGGUGCUCCUGGUGAACAAUCUCGGAGGUCUUAGCGAGAUGGAGCUGUCCGCCAUCGCUGGAGAGGCGUUACUUGCUCUCGAGGAACGGGGUAUCAAGGUCGUCAGGGUUGGAGCCGGGCGAUACAUGACCUCGAUCAAUCUCCCUGGAUUCUCCUUGACUCUGUUGCUCCUUCCUCGCGAAGACGACAAUAAGGUUUCAGCGUCAGACAUCGUAUCUCUGCUUGACGCUCCCACCGAUGCACCCGGUUGGAUUUCCAUCUUCGAACCGCGGUCUGUUGACGCUCUGACGAUCCAAGACGAGCACGAGGGGGAGACCCUGGUGAAGAACAGCGGCAGUCCCGUAUCAUACGACUAUACCUCUUUCGAGCGAGCUCUCGAUGCGGCUUGUCGACACGUGAUAGAGGCCGAGCCCGAGAUUACUAGGUUUGAUACUAUCGCCGGUGACGGAGAUUGUGGCACUUGUCUUAAAGCGGGAGCUGAGGAAAUCCUGCGACUGUUACAAUCGGGAGAGGUCGACAAGAAAGACCUGAUAUCCGCCAUCGCGACUCUUGCAGAGGGCAUUGAGAGGGUUAUGGACGGCACUUCAGGAGCUUUAUAUAGCAUCUGGAUGAACGCGCUCGCCGGAGGUUUCACCAAUGCGGGAUCCGCUUCAUCUGCCGCCUGGGGCAAAGCAUUGUCGCACGCCCUAUAUUCCUUGUGCGACUACACCAAUGCGAGGCCGCCUUCCCGUACUUUGAUGGACCCUUUGUUCGCUUUCACCGAAUCAUUCGCUUCGGACCAAAACUUGGCUCAGGCAGUAGUAGCCGCCAACCGAUCGACCGAGGAGACCAAAAAUAUCCAAGCGAAAGCCGGCAGGGCCGCCUACGUUGGCCAGGACCAGUUAAAGGAAGCCAAAGUUCCUGAUCCUGGCGCUUUCGGCGUCAGCAAGAUUCUCGAAGGGAUUCAGUCGGUGAUCGGAAAGCAAUGAGCGAAAUGAUGCCGCAAGAUUCGAUAUCAGGGGCCGAUUCCGCGAUACGAGCGAGCUCCUGCUGUAACGCUUUAUCAAUAAAAAUCGUUCACAAGCAAUCGUCAU
This is a messenger RNA of Filobasidium floriforme, 1972 nucleotides long. RefSeq names its product dihydroxyacetone kinase. The transcript has 8 exons. Gene Ontology annotation, cellular component: cytosol. Gene Ontology annotation, biological process: glycerol catabolic process. Gene Ontology annotation, molecular function: ATP binding; glycerone kinase activity. Bases 107 to 1867 code for a protein of 586 amino acids. The record is from RefSeq and is a predicted model, not a curated record. Lineage: Eukaryota; Fungi; Basidiomycota; Tremellomycetes; Filobasidiales; Filobasidiaceae.